Molecule: messenger RNA, 808 nt
Organism: Emiliania huxleyi CCMP1516
Lineage: Eukaryota; Haptophyta; Isochrysidales; Noelaerhabdaceae
Exons: 1
Coding region: 478-714 (78 amino acids)
Source: RefSeq, a predicted model, not a curated record
CAGGAGUGCGGAGAAGAGCUCGCCGAACGCGAGCAGCGGAAGGCCGAAGUGUGCCAGCGCAAGAGCCUCGCGAACGGGUGCAGAAGGAGCUCGCCGUGACACGAUGCCGGGCGGUGGUGGUGCUCUGGCGGCUGUGCACAGUGGGAAACGUCAGGCUGCAACAGGGCAGCACGAUGGUCGUGCCCCGCUGCAGCCUGGCCUGACAUGCACAGGGCGAACAGAGACGGGACUAUCGCCUGGCGCUCGUCUGGGCAAACUUUGACCGCCGCCCGGCUCGCAACGAGCACGCAGCGACAAAAUGUUGACUGUACGGAAGUUGAGGCUGGUCGAGAGGAAAAGGCUGCCGUGCGAGCCGGCAGCAGGCCGGCUCGGCGUGGACAGCCGGCGGCGACUUUUUGCCGAAGAGCGUGCCUGCCGAAGAGCGAGUCUGACUCAAAGUGCACGGAGUGGGCGCCGCCGACCGUCGGGAGGAGUCCGAUGGGUGCCAGGACGAUCCAGAGAGCGAUGAAGGCGCAAAUUGCGCCGCCGAAAGUGGCGGUAGAGGCCAGGCCGUGCGCGUGGGCCGGUCGGGCCACGUCCCGGGGCGAGCGAUCGAGGGCCGCGGGGCUCGCCCCGCCGGCCGAGCGGUGCGAACGGCCGGUCGCCCGCUUCGGGUUGGACCCGCCGGGCGGUCCGGCGGCGGAUUGCAUGGCCGGGCGGGCCUCCGGGAGGUAGGCGGGGCCGUGACAGGGGCAGGGCAGAAAAUCCCAUUCGGAGAGCGUGUGGCGCGACCCCUCUGCUACUUUCAAUGAUAGGGACGUUCGAGAGC